Paralichthys olivaceus (Japanese flounder) is the source of this 2614-nucleotide messenger RNA. It is a transcript of the gene fpr1, whose product is annotated as formyl peptide receptor 1. The record is from RefSeq and is a predicted model, not a curated record. Gene Ontology annotation, biological process: complement receptor mediated signaling pathway; inflammatory response; positive regulation of cytosolic calcium ion concentration. Lineage: Eukaryota; Metazoa; Chordata; Actinopteri; Pleuronectiformes; Paralichthyidae. Gene Ontology annotation, cellular component: plasma membrane. Gene Ontology annotation, molecular function: complement receptor activity; G protein-coupled receptor activity.
CUGGGUUCGUCUGAGCUGUCCGGACACAUCCUCCUCUGGACUGCAGCUUUGUGGAAGGUUCAAAGACAAUGAUGGCGUUAAUGACUGCUACACCUUUCUACGCCAUGAAUACAUCAGACAUCACUACAAAAAAUGUCUCCUUGUACGAGGACGACGAAGAGUAUGACUACAAGGACGAGCACGCUGAGCUGAGACAGUCCCUCAACAUCAUGUCUCUCAUUGUUUACUGCCUGGCCUUUGUUCUCGGUGUGUUCGGGAAUGGAGUGGUUAUCUGGGUGACCGGGUUCAAGAUGAAGAAAACAGUUAACACAGUUUGGUUCCUCAACCUCGCUGUGGCCGACUUCCUCUUCACAGCGUUCCUGCCGCUGAGCGUGACGUACACUGCCAUGGAUUUCCACUGGCCUUUUGGCAACUUCAUGUGCAAGCUGAACAGCACUGUGAGCUUUCUGAACAUGUUUGCCAGCGUCUACAUCCUGGUGGUGAUCAGUGUGGACAGAUGUGUGUCUGUGGUGUGGCCCGUCUGGGCACAGAACCAUCGAAGUGUACGCAAGGCUUCCUGCGUGAGUCUGGGUGUUUGGAUACUGGCUCUGAUUCUCAGUGCUCCAUACUUCAUCUUCAAGGACACUGGGCCAUCCUAUCACAAUGAAGACAUCAUCAACUGCUUCAACAACUUUGCACUUUCUGACGACUAUGAAACACCAUCAGUGAAUCAGCUGCGACAGUUUCGACAUCAGACCAUGACCAUCACCCGCUUCCUCCUCGGAUUUGUCGUCCCCUUCACUGUCAUCGUCUCCUGCUAUGCCAUCAUCAUCCAUCGUCUCAGGAGGAACCGCACCCUGGCCAGCCAAUCAAGCCGCCCCUUCAAGAUCAUCGCUGCCGUCAUCACCACUUUCUUCCUGUGCUGGGCGCCCUAUCACAUCAUGGCUCUAAUCGAGAUGGUAAAUCACACAGCGAUCCACUCGAGUGAAACAUUAGACCACGUCAUCACUAUCGGUGUCCCUAUAGCCACCAGCCUGGCCUUUCUCAACAGCUGCCUGAACCCACUCCUCUAUGUGUUCAUGGGCCAAGAUUUUAAGGAAAAAGUCCGCAAGUCCAUCCUGAACGUGUUGGAGACUGCCUUCCAGGAGGAAGUGUCUCGCUCAUAUACAUACACAAACUCAAUGGUUACCAGUCGGAGUAAAGAGAAGUCUGUGUCUGAUGCUGAGGUAUAAGGUUGCCCAUGAUAUGGAUAAACAAAUAGUCUAACUGUGUAUAACAUAUAUAACUGUAUAUAACAAAUAACUUUUUUUAAUUGUUUUAUAUUCAUGGACCCUCAAGACAACCUGUAUACACAAUCUGAGAUUUAAAUAUUUCAACUCUUAUUAUUUGAUUGAUAUUUUUUUUAUGAUUUGCCAACGGUCAGGUCUAUAGCAGAUAUCUGUCUACUUAUGAAGCUGACACAUGGUGAUACUGAACAACGGGGGACAAUAAAGUUUAUUUAUGUAAGAUAAAUGUCAUAAUCAAAGCAAGUGAAUGCUUUACAGAGAAGAAGAAAAAAAAAAGAAAAAUGCACACAUACAACUGGUAUACACAUAAACACACAUAGUCAAACUGAGUGACAUGUACAGUGCCUCUUGAGUGUUGCCAUUCAUUAUACAGUACUUUAGUUAGCCGCACCAUGACAGCUAUAAGGGAUGAACUGUGCCACUUUAUUGGACACACAAAUUUCAGAAUAGGUAUUACAUUAGUUUAGUUAAAUUUGUGCUACACAAACAUGACAGAGAUGGUGUAACAUGUGGUUGAUAAAAGGGAACUCUGUGUUUCUCAUCUGUCUCUUAAACUCCAGUUGUUGAUUUCGAUGUCUUCGUCCGUAUGUGGCAUCAAAGACAGCAUGCAAUAAAACGAUUAGUUUAUAAGCCAUGAUCAUAGACUGUUUUCAUCAUUAAAUACGCUGUCACAUGACCCACAAAACAUUAAUAAGGGUAGACUGUAAAUUAACUGAGAAUAGAAUCUAUAGUGUUAAAAAGUGUUGCCUAAUCACUGAGGAUUAUACAAAGGUUAAUUUCAUAACUUCCCCCUCAUACCCAACCCACUGACACCAUUAUGUGUGUCCAACACGUCUCAGAUGCAUGCUUUGGUAAACAUUUUAUUCAACAUUAGGACUGAUUCAUGAGAGCUUGAUAGCCUCAGAUUACUGUGGUUAUUGUAAACUUGCAUUUUAAUGUUUCUUUCAAUCAUUGUUAGUUGUUUUUAGAGGGAAUAUUGAGAUGUCUGUGCACCCCACCUUGAGUACAUAAGCAUGUGGUGCUAACGUCUCAACGUUUUUCAUGUAUCGCGUCCGUUUACCUUCAUUAUGGACAAAAAUACAGAUACAUUUCUGAAGCAAGAAUCAAUCAGUUCUCAAAGUUGCUGCAGAUUAAUUGAAUGGAAACAACUGUAAUAGCACACUUUUCUAUAUCAUAAUACAAACCUCUGUAGGAAAGAUCAACUUUAAUGUAAACAGUGUAAAUGAUAAUUGUUAUUUUUUAACCUUAUAUUGGAGAACUCUUUUACAAGGCCAUAAAUGAUGAUGAUGACUGUUGUUGUGAUUUUUGUUGUAUAUCAUUAUUUCUAUUAUUAAAAUAUUAUUUGGACU